GAACGAACAAAACAUUUGUUUGUUAUCAGAGGACCUCUCUCCCAAGGUCUCCCUUGGCUCUGGCUGUAGGGCUUCUGACCAGAACGCCUCUCAGAAAAAGAUCAGCCUCCCUACGGCUUCACUAGAACAGACCACUACGACCAGAAAACACCACUCAAACAGACUCUUAACCAAGACCAAUCUUCUCCCAGCCCUCACCUGAACAUCAGCGGAGCCCAGGAGACACUAAAGGCCUCAGUUCACAAACACUGUACAAACCAUUCCACCUGGAAAGAGAAGAUGACAAAGAGGAUGGUCUUGUUGAUGAUGCUGUGCUUUAGUCUUGGCUGGUUCGUGUCACACGCAGAAGGCACGCUUGUUGGAUCUCAUUUCUGCUCAUUCAAUGGUUCGACUUGUAAUUUCUUCUGUCUUGGCAAUAAUGUCCAUGAGAUGCCAAGACAUAUACCGGAAAACACGACUUUUGUGGAGAUCAAGCUGACAGAGAUCAGAGUGUUUCACCGAGCAGCCCUGUCUGAACUACAUGAGCUGAAGAGAAUAGUGGUGUCGGAGAAUGGUGCUCUUGAGCGAAUUGAACCCUUUGCUUUCUCUAACCUGACAGAGCUACAGGAAAUAACUAUUACAAAAUCAAAAAACCUCGUGACGCUCAAAGAUGCCUUCUGGAGACUUCCAAAGCUACGGUAUCUGACUAUAUCAAACACUGGUCUUAAAGCCCUGCCUGAUUUCUCCAAGAUCAACUCCGCCGCUCUUGAAUUUCUUUUUGAUCUACAAGAUAACAUUCACAUAGAUAAGAUUCCUCGUAAUGCUUUCCUCGGAUUGACCAGUGCCACCAUAACUGAGCUGAGACUAACAAAGAAUGGGAUCCGUGCGUUAGAGAGCUAUGCAUUCAAUGGUACCAGAAUUGAAAAACUCUUUCUCAUGGGAAACCAGCAGCUGAGUCAUAUCGACAGAUAUGCCUUUAAAGGAGCUGAAGGCCCCAUCGUUCUGGACAUCUCACAUACAGCUGUCCACACCCUGCCAGAAAACAUGCUGAGGACUCUUAAGCUUCUGACGGCCAUCUCUGUCUACUCUCUAAAGAAACUUCCCAGCCUGGAGCUGUUUACUGAGCUCACGCAGGCCAACCUGACCUACCCCAGCCACUGCUGUGCCUUCAAAAACUUCACUAAAAACAAGUCUGUAUACAAUCAAAUGUGUAACAAUUCUGGUGCCCCAUUCCUAGAGCCAUACUUUUUUGAAGACCACUGUAAGAAUGUAAUAAAAGUGACCUGCUACCCCACACCAGACGCGUUCAACCCCUGUGAGGACAUCAUGGGUUUUACAUUCCUGCGGGUUCUAAUCUGGUUCAUCAGUAUAUUGGCCAUCGUGGGCAACUGUGCUGUCCUCCUGGUGCUCCUUUCAAGCCGCUACAAACUGACUGUUCCUAGGUUUUUAAUGUGCCACCUGGCAUUUGCAGAUCUUUGCAUGGGCAUUUACCUGUUGAUCAUCGCUUCAAAGGACAUUGACACACAGUCCCGCUACUACAACUAUGGCAUCGACUGGCAGACGGGAGCCGGGUGCCAUGUGGCAGGCUUCUUCACGGUCUUCUCCAGCGAGCUGUCUGUUUACACUCUGACUGCCAUUACUCUGGAGCGCUGGCACACCAUCACUUACGCCAUGCAGCGGGAACGCCAGAUGCGCCUGCGCCAUGCCUGCGCUAUAAUGGCAGUUGGGUGGCUGUUCGCCCUGCUUACUGCUCUGAUGCCUGUUUUUGGAGUGAGUAGCUACAAGAAGACCAGCAUCUGCCUGCCAAUGGAUGUAGAGACGGUGAUUUCACAAGGUUACGUGGUGCUGUUGCUUAUUCUCAAUGUAGCUGCUUUUCUAAUCGUAUGUGUCUGUUAUAUGCGCAUCUACCUUACCGUCCACAAUCCCACCUUCGUUCCUGCCAACGCAGACAUGCGUAUAGCAAAGCGCAUGGCUGUGCUCAUCUUCACUGACUUCCUGUGCAUGGCUCCCAUCUCGUUUUUUGCCAUCUCCGCAGCCUUAAAACUACCGCUAAUCACCGUUUCUCACGCCAAAGUCCUGCUAGUGCUUUUUUACCCCAUAAAUUCCUGCUCGAACCCGUUUCUCUACGCCUUCUUCACCAAAACCUUCAAGAGGGAUUUCUUCAUUCUGACUAGCCAGUUCGGCUGCUUUAAAACACGUGCGCACAUUUACCGCACAGAGAUCUCUUCAGGGCAAAACGGAGCCAAGGUGCCUUCACCAAAGACUAGUGAUGGGACACUGUAUUCCCUUGGUCAAAUCGCCCAAGUGUACUGACCACGUAUCAGUCCACCAAAAUAUGCUGCUUGGACGUUGAAAUGAGGAUAAAUAGGGAAAAACAUGGAAUCUGGAUAUGAAAUUCUUGAAGGUUUCUAUGGUGUGGAAUAGGGUAAAGGCAUCUCAUAUCGAUAGUGCUUGACUUCUCAGGUCAAACGAUUCAGAUGUCUUUAGAAGUAAUUCGACCAUUUACAAGAUGCUGCUUGAUUGGCCUUUGAUAUCCUGAUAUCACCGUAUUCUUGAUGUCCAGCAUGCAUUAAUGCGCCAAAAUUGAGAUUAGGUGAUAUCUUUACUAUGAAUAAUCUAGAUCUCUACAUCUUUUAACAAGGAUGCAUGCACCAUUAUUAGGCAUGCAGCAAAUGAAUUAAUACUUCUGAAGCGUUCUUGUGAAAAAGGUAUUACAUUUAAAGGUAUAGUUAGUAUAAUGAAAAUUUUGUCAUCAUUAACUCAUUCAAACUUGUAUGUGUUUUCUUUUGUGUAAAACAAUGUACUUAUUUUUUUUUUUUCUGGUCCAUACAAUGAAAGUCGAUGGGAUCCAGUGUUGUUUUGUAUUAAACUGACCUUCAUUAUAAUGGACAAAGACAACUGAAACACUCUUCAGAGUAACUUUUGAGAUUA
This is a messenger RNA of Carassius gibelio (silver crucian carp), 2910 nucleotides long. It is a transcript of the gene fshr, whose product is annotated as follicle stimulating hormone receptor. Gene Ontology annotation, biological process: follicle-stimulating hormone signaling pathway; male gonad development. The coding region runs from base 280 to 2292 and encodes 670 amino acids. Gene Ontology annotation, cellular component: membrane. The transcript has 10 exons. Lineage: Eukaryota; Metazoa; Chordata; Actinopteri; Cypriniformes; Cyprinidae. Gene Ontology annotation, molecular function: protein binding; thyroid-stimulating hormone receptor activity; follicle-stimulating hormone receptor activity. The record is from RefSeq and is a predicted model, not a curated record.